GCCCGCCCGCCCGGCCGCCGCUCCGCCCGGCUCACAGGAAAAAACUCCAGACCCAAAGAUGCUAACUACCCUGUGAGCUGGCCUGCUACUCACCUGGCUCUACUGUGAAGUUGCUCCUGAGAAGCGGGAUGACGACUCUUGUUCUUCACCUAAAUUGAAGAAACACUGCACUUUAAUCUCCGGCCUGUGCCAUCAGGCCCACUGAAGACAGGGUUUUGAAAUCUCAGCUAUCAAGUUUUCCAGCCAAAGUCUCAAUCUUGCCUUAACAAUGUUCCAGAGACUGAACAAAAUGUUUGUAGGUGAAGUUGCUUCUUCCAACCAAGAGCCAGAAUUUAGUGAGAAGGAAGAUGAUGAAUGGAUUCUUGUUGACUUCCUAGAUCCUUGCACUGGUUUCUCAGCUGAGGAAGAGGAGGAAGAUGAUGACAUCAGUGAAGAGUCCCCUGCAGAGCACACAUCAGUCUUCUCCUGUUUACCUGCAUCUCUGGAGUGUUUGGCCGAUACCAGUGACUCCUGCUUCCUCCAGUUCGAGUCUUGCCCAAUGGAGGAGAGCUGGUUCAUCACCCCUCCCCCAUGUUUUACAGCAGGUGGAUUAACCACUAUCAAGGUGGAAACAAGUCCUAUGGAAAAUCUUCUCAUUGAACACCCCAGCAUGUCUGUGUACGCUGUUCACAACCCCUGCCCUGGUCUCGGUGAGGCCAGCUGUGGGAAUGAGGACUACAACUCUAGCAGCCCCAGAAUGGGAGAGCACAUUCACGGCUGUGUAGCAGCUCUUGCUGCUCAGGCAGCGUUUCUGGAACCACCCAGGAGCUUCCGCACUUCCCAAUGGAUAAAAGGACAUAGUGAAAGACAGUCUCUGAACAGAAAUGGCCUUCGUCGCCAGAACCUUACCAGGGAUUGCCAUACUCGACAGGUGAAACACAGUGGCUGGGUGGUUCACCAGCCCUGCCCACGCCAGUACAAUUACUGAGAAUGUUGGUUUCCGUGGGUUUGUGCCCAUGUAUGUGGAUGUGUGUGUGCACACAAUGAAAAUGCUGUCUCCUUCCAGCCAACUGAAGACCAACUGCCUAGUCUAUCAGUGUGUCUAGACACAUCACAACCAUAUUUUGUGCUUUGUAUCACAUAAUGCCUUGCUCCUGACAAUUACUUUUAAAUAACCUUUUCAGAAUAUUUUUGGAAACAUAUCAAUACAGUUACAGUGUUUGGGGUGGUCUUUAAGUAUAGUAAGGUAUAUAUGAGUUAGUAUCUUACAAAUUUCAUCUAUCAAUUUUGUAUUAUUUAAUCUUUUGUGUAAGCAAAACUUUAUUCUCAGGGUCAGCCAUAUACUUUUGACCAGUACUUGGUAAGUCUUUUCUGUAUAUAAUGAGUACAUUUUUAUACACUAACAUGAGCAUUAACAAGUGAUUUUUGCCAUGGAUAUAAUGGAAUUAAUGGCUGAACUUACUUCUGAAAGAAAACUUGACAUAUUCUGUAUGUAUAGUUCUUUUUUCCCCAGAUUGGUCAUUGCAGUUUAUUGUGGAAUUCAGGUACAUUAACUUUGGUGAACAAAUGCAUUCAACAAUUCUGAUGUGACUCCAUAAUAUGGUACAGCUACUACAGCUAUCGUGGACAAAAGCACUUGUCUCAUAUGCAAAGGGGAAAUGGGACCUGUGAGAUGACAUUUGCAAUCUGUCUGCAGGUAACCCACAGAGCGGUCAGUCAGUAUUUGGAGGUGUCUAGAGUCUUAACUGCCAGCUCAGCUGGAAAUGCACAAGUGUUUGCCCAGGCACUUGGUGACUUCAUGUUCAUGUCUGCCCUUAAGCAAGGUUAACUCCUCAGACAUGGAGCCUGUCCUCCCAAGGGGAAAGCAUGGGAGACAGGACUUCUGGUGGCGUGUUUACAGCAUCCAAGUGAAGACUGAUGGAUUGGUUUCCUUGAGCUUUCAUUUUUUAACUUCACAAAAUCUUUAACCACUUUGGCCUCUGUUUCCUUCACAGCAGGGGAGUAAUAAUACUUACCUCCCUCACAGAGUUGUGAGGAUUACAUACUAAUUGGAAAUGGAGCUGUCAAAACUGAACUUUGUGUGAAUUUCCAGGGCCUUUCUAUUGAACCUAGUGGUGGGAGGCUAUGGCACUUUCUGCCAUGAUUAUUCUUCAGGGUUGGUGCUAAUGAGGCCAGAAUGCAGGGUUCCACUCACAUAGGCCAGUUAACUUGAUGUAGAGGAAAGUCCAUUUUCUUACUUCUAACUGGUCACUUCUUUUUAAAAGCAGUUUUGAUGGGUUUUAAUGAGCCAUCCACACUUGCAACCAACUUUCUGGAAAAUUAAACCCAUUUACACCUUAAAGCACAUUCUACUGAGAGUAAUAUCAUUACCUAUAUAAUCAAAGAGCUCAUUUCCCUAUCUCCUCUGCAACCCUAAUUAAACACUUGUUCAUGAAAUAAUUUCAAGGAAAAAAAGCAGCAUACUGUUAUGUGAAGUAGUAUUCCUGUAGCAGACUGAUGCAGGGAACCUUGGGAGACUUUCAGAGCUGCAGUUAGACAGUCAAGGGUCUUCUUAUACUGGCUGUAACAGGUGCCAGGACGUCUCUCUUAGAACAGGAAUCUAGAUUCCUUAUCCUUCCUUAAACCUUUCCAUACUGACUUCCCCUUUAUUUAUUUGUUUUCUAAUUAGGGGCCAAGUCUGUAGUUUGUCAAACUGAGAAGUCAUUUGUUACUGUUUGUGUUUUCAUGAAGGUUUGCAUGUUUUACACCAUGUUUGUUAUAGGGUCAUAUGCUGGUAACUUGAAAAUAGACCAGCUAUGUGUCUUCUGGACACAAGCUUCUAAAUACAUGUAAGCCUUUCCUAACCCCUUAUGUCACAUGCAAGUUGUGUCUCACAAGUUGGAAGUUCAGCCAUUAGAAUUUGUUUGGCCAGCGUGAACUGAUUUGUGUAUUAAACUGCAGUGGUUUUGUUGUUGUUGUUUUUAAACAACUUUCCCCUAGAUUUGUUCAUCCCCUUAAGUACAUUUACAUCUCUUUCAGUUACUGACUUCAUUUGCCUUGUCUGUGCCUAGUAUUUUUGCCUUGUUCCUAAUAACCAGCAAACGUAAAUUACUGGGAUUUUUUUUUCUUCAGGGUUAAAAUUACCAACCACAUCACCUACAGUAGGUAGCACACUGUGGUUCCUGUGUGAGAAUCUAAAGUUAUGUCUAAAAUUGGCACAUGUAAGAAUUGAAGAAAAAUUGAAGUUCUGUUAGGCAACUACUGUGUGUAAGACACAAGCCUAAUAACAAAGAACAAUGUUAACCUGUUAACUAUUUUUUGAAACAUGGCCAAAUGCAUUUUCUGAGUUGAUUAUUCACUGGUUAUCAUCAUUUUGCUGUUGUUGUUAACUACUAGUGGUUUGCAGUGUACUUCACUGGAAGUACAGGCAGUAAGAAGACCCCAAGGGCUGGAGAUGCAGCUUAGUGGGGAGUGCUUGCCUAGUGUGUGCAAUGUCCUGAGUGCCAUCUCCAGCACUGCAAACGCAACAGAGUAAGACUCCUGAAUUUAGGAGCUCUGGCCAUUUCUAAACUGAUAGCCUAGAAUGUUGCUAAGAAAGUCUGGAAUAUAUGGUGUGUAUCUGCCAUACAUCUGGAGUAUGGUUUUUUAGCUUUUACAGUGGACCUUCACAUUCCUCAAAGUUUGUGUUUUGUGUUAAACAUUUUAAGAGUGUGAAGCCCGUUAAUUACUAUUUCCUGAGUUAUACUCUGCCCUGUAUGUAGAUGCUUAGCUCACCAUAUUUAUCUUGGGGCUAUUUGUAUUUGUAUGGUUGAGUAGGUGCAGAGAUGCAAGGCUUUUUACUUCCCAUUGCAGGAAGUUUAAAAAAAAAUCCCAAACUCAUUAACUUUGUGUAUAUUUUUCCAAUUCCCACGCAGAUUGUCUCUGUCUUAUCAGCUCUUUGGUUCUAGUGAGAAGAGUGUUUACUUAAAACUUGCCAGGGCUCAUAAGCCUGCCUGUUGUUUUUGCUUCUCAAAUCUGUACAUUGGCUCUUCACUUCUGUUGAAAUCUGAAUUGCUUUGCUGUUUUGCUCCAUCCUCACAGAAGCAUACAGUCUUUGUAUACUCUUAAGACUAACAGAAAAGCAAGGAAGAGUAUCAUCUCUAUUCUCUCUCUCUUUUUGAGUUGGAAAAAACUAAGAAUGAAGGACUGCAACUAGAAGACACAUUUAAAUAGAUUAGUGGAGAAAGUUUCUACCUUUUUCUAUUUUAGAGACAAUGAAGAGACUGCUCCUUGUACUGAGAUACUACUAUGUUUCUAUUGUUGCCUUGAAGUUACUUUUUAUUUCACAAGGCCUAUUGAUACUAUUUGUUUUAAAUUCUUUAAAGUUAGGUAGUUCCACGCCAUCAGCCUCUGAUGCAUUUAUAAAUGGCAACUCUACCUACUUAUUCUAAUGUUGAAAUUAGACAUGAAUGCUUGUCUAUUUAACAAAUCUAUACAUAUGACAGUGUUGUCCACUUUGUCAUAGGCCAGUUUCUCUUGAAAUGUGACACCAAUUCAAGCAGCUUAGGUGCCAAGAGACACCAGGAGUUAGGUGCAGAUGCACCAGGAAGUGUCUUCUCUUACUGGCAACAGUAUCCUUUAUGUGGAAGAGAAGUUACUAUUCAGAGGAAGGCAACCUAAGUGGAUCUUCUGUGUAUCAUUGAUAAGUUUUCUUGUGAUAUUGAAAAAUGUCUCUGUUAAAUGAGUUUGGUUCUGUACUUUCCUGUUUUAGUAUUGUUUUCUAGGUGAACUUGUAAAAACCAGUGCUUAGUGAGGUUAGGUGUGUAUUUGGGGGCCUCGGGUAUGUGUGUGGUUUUGUUUUCCUCCAGAAGCUUUGAACUUUAGUCAAUAAUUGUGUGUGUUAUUUUUAAGAAGUGGCUUUAUUUCUUUCCUCUAGUAAAAUUGUGAACACAUUUGCCUUCUGAAGGCAGGGUAUGAGAAAAAGUAUUGUAGGUUGUACUGUGGACCUUUGUAACGUGUUUAUGGGCACAGUUGUUUCUCUCAUCAACUUGAAAACAUAAAAGGGACAUUUUGGUUAGGGUAUAUAUACUGUACAUCAAUCUAUGCAUAAAUGGCAGCUUGUUUUCUUGAGCCACUAUCUAAUUGUUUUUCUGUUUUUAUACAUUUUUUAUACUGAUUGGGUCACAGAUGGUCAGUUUUAUACCGAAUGAACAGCACAGCACUUUGCCAAAAACCCAUGUAGCAUUGCUUAAACAUUGUGUAUUAACACCAGUUCUUUGUAAUGGGUUCAGUAGUGCAUUUUGCACUGCUGGGAGUUGCGGUUUUUUAAUCUGUCAAUAAAUAAAACGUCCUUUAAUUGAA
Onychomys torridus (southern grasshopper mouse) is the source of this 5298-nucleotide messenger RNA. RefSeq names its product tumor protein p53 inducible nuclear protein 1 (gene Tp53inp1). Gene Ontology annotation, cellular component: autophagosome; nucleus. Bases 269 to 967 code for a protein of 232 amino acids. NCBI's taxonomy places the organism in Eukaryota, Metazoa, Chordata, Mammalia, Rodentia, Cricetidae. The record is from RefSeq and is a predicted model, not a curated record. Gene Ontology annotation, biological process: positive regulation of DNA-templated transcription; autophagosome assembly. The transcript has 5 exons.